CUUUGUGCUAGCGGGCUGCAGGCAAACACUCGGGAGCUGGAAACAUCCACGGCACGACACUUUCUCUGCUGUCUGACCCCAGAGUCCUUCGGCUAUCUUCCCAGCGUUAAAGAAAGAAGCAGUUUUCUAUUGAUAUGAAGAUUUUAAUGAAAGAUUUUAAAGAACUGCAUCUGUAUUCUUCUGGAUUUUUUUCAUCACUAAAUAUUCUUUGUGACAAAAAUCUGACUUCAUCACCAUAUUUUUAAUAUUUAAAUAAAAGUUUAACUUUGUAAAUACCAACUUGUGUUUUUGUCCAUCUGCUUUUACGCAGAGGAUUUUUGCGUAAAAGGCGCAACGGUGCGCACUGGAGCUCGUCACUGCAGUCUGCUACAGUCUAAGUGGAGUCUGUGUGAGAGCAUGAUAAGGCUACAGUGUGGCAGUCGGACUCCAACCCGGCCUUCAUGAGCCCGUUGGCCGCGCUGCUGUGGCUCGGACGGGAUCAGACCGACGCGGCGCAGAUGGUGGCAAACCUGAGCGCAGCGCAGGAGGCGGGGACAGCGACCGCGGCACUGCACAACCUGCCUGCCCUGGUUUUCGGGGUGCUGCUGAUCGUCGUCAUCAUCUGCGGCAACUUGAUGGUGUGUCUGAGUGUGUUCGUCGAAAAGGCACUGAAAACCACCACCAACUACUUCAUCGUGAGUCUGGCAGUGGCGGAUCUGAUGUUGGCGGUGCUCGUGCUGCCGCUCUUCGUCUAUUCGGAGUUCCAGGAUGGUGUAUGGACCCUCAACACUACCAUCUGUGAUGGUCUCAUGACGAUGGAUGUUAUGUUGUGUACUGCCUCCAUCUUCAAUCUCUGCGCUAUCAGCAUUGACAGGUUCAUCGCUGUGUCAAUCCCGCUCAACUACAACAGGAAGCAUGUGGACCUGCGGCAAGUUGUUUUGCUGUCGGCCACCUGGAUCCUGGCCUUGGCUGUAGCCUCGCCAAUCAUCUUUGGCAUCAACAAUGUCCCAGGCCGCGAUCCGAGGGAAUGUAAACUAGAGAAUGAUGACUAUGUUCUGUAUUCUUCCGUCUGCUCCUUCUUCAUCCCCUGCCCCAUCAUGCUGCUGCUGUACUGUGGCAUGUUCCGCGGCCUGCGACGAUGGGAGGAGGCACGUAAAGCCAAGUUGAAGGACAGCAUCCAGGCGUGCCGCAAGCUGCAGGAGGCCACAGCCACGUUGCCUCCUCUGGCUUCGCUGCCACCUCUGCUGCCUCCCAUUAUAGAGCGAGACCCAGCAGAUACUCUCGAUGAAGCAUCCACCUUGCAGUCCCCAGACCUGCCCCCGAACUCAACAGAGAACAAAGACGGCCCUGUGCCAGCGGUCAGUUUUGCAGAGAUUAAGUUCAACCACGACCCGCGCAGAAGAAAAAGGGCCAAGAUCAACAGCCGCGAGAGGAAGGCUAUGAAGGUGCUUCCUGUCGUUGUGGGUGCCUUCCUAUUCUGCUGGACUCCUUUCUUUGUCCUCCACACAAUGCGAGCACGCUGUCAAGAGUGCCACAUCCCGCCAGCCCUAAUGAGCGUGGUGACGUGGCUGGGCUAUGUCAACAGCGCCCUGAACCCCGUCAUAUACACUGUCUUCAACACUGAGUUCAGGAACUUCUUCAAAAAAGUCCUCCAGCGCUGUUGUUCAUAGAACUACCGGAGUGGACGCUGCUCCGUGGACCAUUCUUAAACGCACAACAGCUGCAAGAGAUGCUGCUGACUGUUGAUAUACUGUCUUUAGUCUGUUCAUGUUGCCAUGGUUUCCUUCCUCUGUGAGGUUUUUAUUUUUCUACAUUUGAUGACAGCAAAGUGUGUUUGAGCUUCAUGUUUCAUGUGAAGAAGCUAUUCUCUUAGUCUAUAAGGUGGAUCAAUAGCAUUUUUGCCAUACACAACUUAUUUUAUAUGUUGAAACUCAUCUUUUCAGAAUAAAUGUUUUUGCUAAAAAUACACAUUAA
Pundamilia nyererei is the source of this 1953-nucleotide messenger RNA. It is a transcript of the gene drd4a, whose product is annotated as dopamine receptor D4a. Gene Ontology annotation, molecular function: G protein-coupled receptor activity; dopamine neurotransmitter receptor activity, coupled via Gi/Go. The record is from RefSeq and is a predicted model, not a curated record. Gene Ontology annotation, biological process: negative regulation of voltage-gated calcium channel activity; adenylate cyclase-inhibiting dopamine receptor signaling pathway; negative regulation of cytosolic calcium ion concentration. Lineage: Eukaryota; Metazoa; Chordata; Actinopteri; Cichliformes; Cichlidae. Bases 441 to 1649 code for a protein of 402 amino acids. Gene Ontology annotation, cellular component: plasma membrane. The transcript has 4 exons.